AUGUUAACAAUCCAGGUGGCUGCCGACAUAUUUCAUAAGAAGGUAAAUUUUGAAUUAAAUUUAUCUGAUCAUCUAUCCCUUCAAGAGCUUACAAAAAUUACAGAAAAUGCUUUCUCUCUUGAGAUCUCGAAUAAGCGUCCGGAUAACGUCCCUCCGCACACGUUCAAUCUCUCCAAGUUAAAAAUUUACGACGAAGAUGCCAACAAGUGGGUGGAUCUCCUUAGUGAUGCCCAACUUAUCGAUUACUGUCAGCUCUAUGCCUUUCAGACUGAAAAUCAAUGGCAUAAAGAAACCUUAAAGCCAAUUCCGCCCGCCGUAAAGCCACCCACACCUUCCAUCUCACAAGGCCUUGGGGUGAACAACAGCUCCCUCGUGUCGGUCGACAGUCGGGGCGUGUCGGCCUUCAGCUAUGGCGCACUCGCGCCUUACACAGGCGGGCGCUCCGAGACUUCAUCCAUGCGUCGAGGCAUGAACUUUUCAACCUCCACAGCGUUAGUUACCAGGGUCAAUGAGGAUGCUUCUCAAGAUGAAAAGCUGCGUUUGAUUUUUGGCGAGUUCGAUGUGAACAAAAAGCGCUCAUUGGAUAUCGAGGACUUCACUAAAGGAUUCCCCAAAUUGGGGUUGGAUUUCUCUAUUGCAACAGUGGAAGAGCUUUUUCAACGCGCAGACCAUAACAAUGAUAAUCGUAUUUCAUAUUCUGAGUUUGAGCGUUUUGCUCGUCUAUACCCGAUAAUGAUGGAUUGCCUUUUCUAUCGCUACAAAUCCACCUGGGAAGAAGCGCGCAUGCAAAAGGAUAUUGAAAACGAAAGGAAUGCGGUUGAAAAGGCGGAGUCGGUCCUUGAUCAGGCGAUGCAUGCACUAGAAAAGUCUGAGAACGAUGUGGUGAAUGCCGAGGAGGCCGUCCGCAUCUCCGAGGCCGAGUUGCGCGAACGCAGCGACCGCAUGCAAGACCUCGCAAGGGACAUGGAGUCCGCUCGACGUGAGAAAGAGGCAAGGAUUAGGGAGAAGAAGGAGCGUGAGAGAGACCUAGCUUCUGUGAAGGAGCGUGAAAAAGUGUUGCGCAGGGUCUUGCAAGAACGUGUCCGUGAGUCCGAUAAAUUAGAAAAUCACGCAAUUCAAUUGUCUAACGAAGCUGCAGCCUCGGACGAAAAAGUGCGGCAGUUGCAAAAAGCAUUAGAGGAGGCGAAGCGGGCGUCCGAACGCGCGCACCGAUCCGCCGACCAAGCUUCACAAGAAGCCGAAGCGGCCCGAGAGGCAUUAAAGAGCUCUGAGAUGGAGUCUGAUGCUGUGGUACGCGAAAUACCUAUGGCGGAAGAAGCGGUUCAUUUUGUGGAACGUGCCGUGUUGGCUGUUGAGCAGGAUCUAAAGACCCUCGAUAACGUCGGUAAGGAUAUCGGUCGCGAAGCUGAGGAGGUGGCGCGUCAUCGUGAUGCGAACGUGCGAGCCGUCACGGAUGCAAAAGAGAAGGUUUCUCAAAGGAGCCGUGAGAUGGAUUUAGCUCGACAAAAUCUUGUGGACCGGGAAAAAUUGGUUAAACAAAAAGAGUUAGACCUAAACGAGUAUCAGCAUCAGCGAAACUCUGCUACUCAGCAUGAGCGCACUCUUAUUGAGCAAGAGUUGCGCCUUCGUGCGCAACGGGACACAUUAGAACAACGAGAGAGCAAGCUAAUGUCUGAAGCGUACAGCUUUUUGGGCAACAUAUGCACUAAUGUGUCAUCAGGAAAAACGUUUUCUAGAGAUGUAUCCACGUUUUGA
Phytomonas sp. Hart1 is the source of this 1755-nucleotide messenger RNA. The record is from the annotation of a GenBank genome assembly. Lineage: Eukaryota; Euglenozoa; Kinetoplastea; Trypanosomatida; Trypanosomatidae.